GGGUGGGCACCGGGAUGAGUCUCCGUGCGCUGUGGCAGCAUUGAGGAAGCGGCCGGAGGCCGAGGGAAGCGCGGACCGCCCGCGCCAGGCCGGGCCAUGGCGUUCCUGGCCGGGCCGCGCCUGCUGGACUGGGCCAGCACGCCACCGCACCUGCAGUUCAACAAGUUCGUGCUGACGGGCUACCGGCCGGCCAGCAGCGGCUCGGGCUGUCUGCGCAGUCUCUUCUACCUGCACAACGAGCUGGGCAAUAUCUACACGCACGGGCUAGCCUUGCUAGGCUUCCUGGUGCUGCUGCCGAUGACCAUGCCGUGGGGUCAGCUGGGCAAGGAUGGCUGGCUGGGGGGUACGCACUGUGUGGCCUGCCUGGCGCCCCCCGCAGGCUCCGUGCUCUAUCACCUCUUCAUGUGCCACCAAGGGGGCAGCACUGUGUAUACCCGACUCCUUACCCUGGAUAUGUGUGGGGUCUGCCUGGUCAACACCCUCGGGGCUCUGCCCAUCAUCCACUGCACCCUGGCCUGUAGGCCCUGGCUGCGUCCAGCUGCCCUGGUGGGCUACACCGUGCUGUCAGGUGUGGCUGGCUGGCGGGCCCUCACAGCUCCCUCCACCAGUGCCCGGCUCCGAGCCUUCGGUUGGCAGGCUGCCGCCCGCCUCCUGGUGUUUGGGGCCCGGGGAGUGGGGCUGGGCUCCGGGGCUCCAGGCUCCCUGCCCUGCUACCUGCGCAUGGAUGCGCUGGCACUGCUUGGGGGACUGGUGAACGUGGCCCGCCUGCCAGAGCGCUGGGGACCUGGCCGUUUCGACUACUGGGGCAACUCCCACCAGAUCAUGCACCUGCUCAGCGUGGGCUCCAUCCUCCAGCUGCACGCCGGUGUUGUGCCAGACCUGCUCUGGGCCGCCCACCACGCCUGCCCCCCACACUGAGCCACCUCUGGCCCGCCAUGCUGGCCUCUCGACAGUCUUCUAGGACCAACAAUACCGUGCUUCACUCCUCCUGCUGGUCUUCGAGGGCCGAAUGCCUGGAUGCUUCCAGCAAACAGGACACCCCAGCUGGGAGACCUCAUCUGUUCGUCCAUUCUUCCCUGUGGACUCAUCUCUUCUACUCACAACUCGGAGCUCUGGCUUCCCCUCCCUGCAGCCUUCUUUCAGGGUACUGUCCGUGUAGGCUAGAAGGAAACCUUUCCUUCCUAGGCCUCAGUUUAUCCUCUGUGACCUAUGAGGGUAUGGCCAGAGCAACACUGGGGUCAUGUCUGGCUCUGACAGUUGGAAUCCUACAAGCCCAGAGCCAUGAGCCCACCCUACCCCACACAUAAGGUACCUCAUGGGUGCCUUGCCCAGCCUUCAGCCCGUAUUUCCUGACCUCUGUCUUUCUGCUCUGCAUGCCAGCCCUCCCUGCAGCCUGAGGCUCACCCACCCCUUCUCCCUUCUGUCCGGACACUGUGGAGUGAGGGGUUUGGGCAACAGGACUAGUCUCUUAUCCCAGGACCAUGGGGUAGGAGGGCAGCUGCAGCUACUUUCUCCAGGCAGCUAGCACAGAGACAUAAAGAGCUGAGUGGCCCUGCACUCAGGGCCCCACUGGGCUGAGGGACCCCCUCCACUUUGAGUGCCAUGCUCUGAUGUCUCGACCUACACAGUGGGGACGAGCCUGCUCAGGAAAUCUCUGCUCCACACAGCGCAUGGCUCCUACCUCCAGUCAGCUGGCCUGGGGCCCUGCAUCAGGGCCCAGCCUCCGCCCACCCUGGGGCCUCAGACCUGGGGCAGUAUCAAUAAAAGGGGCAGGAAGCGCUGUGUUGCCACACAAGCAAGCUUGGGUGCUCCCAAGAUUCAAAUACCUUUUAUUAGACAUGGGUAGGCAGGAGGCACCUCUGGAGUUCCCAGAGGGACCCCAGCCUCCAGGAGGAUUGGGGGGGGUGGCUAAAAGGUUAAAAGCACCAAGGCUGGCCUGUAGAUUCAGGUUGGGCCCAGUGAGUCCUCAAACAGGCUGAGGAGGUUCCGAGGUUCAAAGGAGGGGAAGGAACCCCGAGGGGGCUCAGAGUCAAUGUCACUUAGGUCCAGGGCAUCCCUGGGGUGGAGGGGAAGAGAGACAAAUGACACUUAGGAUCUGAAAAGCCACUACCUCCCACCCCACUGGACUCUGGGACUGCUCACCUCAGUGAGUACCUGUUCCGGGGGGCAGGGGAGCCAUUGCGGGGGGUGGAGGUAUUCCCGACAGCCCUGGCCAGGACAGCCUCCGGAGAGAGUGAGAGCCUGCACAGGGUGGGCCAGACAAGUAAGGUGUCGAGGGGUGGGGUGUGCACUGGGAGGAGGCCACGGCUGGGUGGGGGCAGCAAGAUCAACCCUGUCCCUGUGCAGGUGCCAGGCUCCAGCCUGGCAUGGGCGGGGGCGGGGAGGGCACAAUGCGGACCAGCAGAAAUGCUGUGCCCUUUGAGAGAAGCACUUUCACAACUUUGAAAGGCCAUCUGACCACGCUCAAAGGCUACCUCCAUUCUGUCUCAGAACACAUGGGUUAGGAGGACUGACUUUGUAGUGAACUUGUGAAAAUGAAGCUUUUCUGGUA
Callorhinus ursinus (northern fur seal) is the source of this 2551-nucleotide messenger RNA. The record is from RefSeq and is a predicted model, not a curated record. NCBI's taxonomy places the organism in Eukaryota, Metazoa, Chordata, Mammalia, Carnivora, Otariidae.